Molecule: messenger RNA, 2350 nt
Organism: Echinops telfairi (small Madagascar hedgehog)
Lineage: Eukaryota; Metazoa; Chordata; Mammalia; Afrosoricida; Tenrecidae
Gene: ALDH8A1
Product: aldehyde dehydrogenase 8 family member A1
Exons: 7
Coding region: 30-1493 (487 amino acids)
Biological process (GO): retinoic acid metabolic process
Molecular function (GO): retinal dehydrogenase (NAD+) activity
Source: RefSeq, a predicted model, not a curated record
GAAGGUGAAAGACAGACUUGUUUGUCACCAUGGCUGGAACAAAGACCCUUUUGACUCUGGAAAAUUUCAUAGGUGGAAAAUUCCUACCUUGUAACUCAUAUAUUGAUUCCUAUGACCCAUCUACUGGGGAAGUGUAUUGCAAAGUGCCAAAUAGUGGGAAAGCGGAGAUCGAAGCCGCAGUGGAAGCGGCCAGAGAGGCGUUUCCCGGCUGGUCUGCCCGGAGCCCCCAGGAGCGCGCGCAGGUGCUGGUCCGGCUGGCCGACGUGCUGGAGGAGUCGCUGGAGGAGUUCGCCCAGGCGGAGUCCAAAGACCAAGGGAAAACCAUCACGCUGGCGAGGAGCAUGGACAUUCCCAGGGCGGUGCACAACUUCCGCUUCUUUGCCUCCUCCCUCCUUCACCACACGUCGGAGUGCACGCACAUGGACCACGCGGGCUGCCUGCACUACACGGUGCGCGCGCCCGUGGGCAUUGCUGGACUGAUCAGUCCUUGGAACUUACCACUCUACUUGCUGACCUGGAAGAUAGCGCCCGCGAUUGCUGCUGGAAACACCGUGAUAGCCAAGCCCAGUGAGCUGACGUCGGUGACUGCGUGGAUGCUGUGCAAACUGUUCUAUAAAGCAGGGGUCCCACCAGGUGUGGUCAACAUUGUGUUUGGAACGGGGCCCAGCGUGGGUGAGGCCCUGGUGUCCCAUCCAGAGGUACCCCUGAUCUCCUUCACGGGGAGCCAGCCCACGGCCGAGCAGAUCACACGACUGAGCGCCCCACACUGCAAGAAGCUCUCACUGGAGCUGGGGGGCAAGAAUCCUGCCAUCAUCUUUGAGGAUGCCGACCUGGAGGAGUGUAUUCCAGCAACCGUCAGGUCCAGCUUUGCCAACCAGGGAGAGAUCUGCCUCUGUACCAGCAGGAUCUUUGUCCAGAGGAGCAUCUUCAGUGAAUUUUUAAAGAGAUUUGUCGAUGCUACCAGAAAGUGGAAAGUUGGCAUUCCCUCCGAUCCCUCGGCCAGCAUGGGCGCACUGAUAAGUAAAGCACAUUUGGAGAAAGUCAGAAGUUACGUCCAGAAAGCUUGUGCGGAAGGGGCCCAAAUUCUGUGCGGUGAAGGAGUGGAUAAGAUGAGCCUCCCAUCCAGAAAUCAAACUGGCUACUUUAUGCUUCCCACGGUGAUAACAGAUAUCAAGGACGAGUCCAGCUGCAUGAAGGAAGAGAUAUUUGGCCCAGUGACGUGUGUUGUCCCCUUUGAUAGCGAAGAGGAAGUGAUUAAAAGGGCCAACAACGUGAAAUAUGGCCUGGCAGCUACCGUGUGGUCCAGCAAUGUGGGGCGCGUCCACCGGGUGGCCAAGAAGCUGCAGUGUGGUUUGGUCUGGACCAACUGCUGGCUCAUCCGCGAGCUGAACCUUCCUUUCGGAGGGAUGAAGAGUUCUGGGAUAGGCAGAGAAGGGGCCAAAGACUCUUACGAUUUCUUCACUGAAAUCAAAACCAUCACGGUGAAACACUGAUUCUGGCCGAGCUGUGAUGGCUCAUGCCUGGCAGAAGAGAGUUAGUUGUCUGUCCAAUUUUGGUGAAUGGAAAUGGUGGGAAUCCAUCCUAGCCUGGAAGGCAAUGUCUAGUUCCGCCUCCGUACUUACUACUGGCAAGCCCCGGUCAAGAGAGGCUUGCCAGCAUUAGUAUGGAAUCCGUGUAGAGAAGACUUCUGAGUAAAAAGUCAAUCCAUCUUCAGUCUCCUCCCAAGCUGUUUUUUAAUUUUUAAUUUUAAUUUUAAUUUAAAAUUUAAUUUUAAUUUUCAGCGGUUUUUAAUUUUCCAUCAUUUUAAUUAAGUCUCUGGAAAUUUGGAUUCGUUUUCAGAUACCAGUAAGUGAAUAAAAAAAAAAUAACCACCAGAGAGAAACAAGGCACUCUAAUUUCCUACCUUGGGAGCUUGCGCAGAGCAUCUCGCUGUACAGCAGACACUGUCAUGGUUAAUUGAUCAUUGACUGAAUCUUGUUACACGAGGGAGGUGAAUGUUGACGAUCAACAAGUCAUUGGGUUUGUCUCAGAAGGCCUUCAUGGAAGGCCCAGCUAACUUCAUCUGUACAAGAACAGUGAAAAAUAAAGUGGUCACACUUUCCAUGGAAACUGGUAAGAAGAAGAAAGAGUUUGAUCUGUUUCUAGCGCUAAGUCAGAUCAAUUGCAAUUCUUAGUGUAUGUGAUUUUUGAGACUGUAGUUUACUAAUCCUAAAAAAAUGUAAUCAGUGUCAAAUACUACUAGCCUGGCAUACACCUUCUUCCUGAAUCGCCCUUUAUUCCUCCUCCUAACCCCUAUCCUCUCAGAAGUGUGAACUUUACACUCAGUAAUAAAGAUGCAUCCUACACGGUU